Orussus abietinus is the source of this 1361-nucleotide messenger RNA. It is a transcript of the gene Hiscl1, whose product is annotated as glycine receptor subunit alpha-2. The transcript is spliced from 9 exons. Gene Ontology annotation, biological process: chemical synaptic transmission; signal transduction; chloride transmembrane transport. Lineage: Eukaryota; Metazoa; Arthropoda; Insecta; Hymenoptera; Orussidae. Gene Ontology annotation, molecular function: chloride channel activity; extracellular ligand-gated monoatomic ion channel activity; transmembrane signaling receptor activity. The record is from RefSeq and is a predicted model, not a curated record. Bases 111 to 1361 code for a protein of 416 amino acids. Gene Ontology annotation, cellular component: synapse; membrane; neuron projection.
GCCUUGCGUCGCAUCUCGGCUCUCCCGGAGCCACCCCGAAGGCCCGACACGAGCCGGUUUCCGCUGGUCCCGACUCGGUCCCUGAACAUGCUCUGAGGAACACCCUCGCCAUGGAGGAGGCACGCGGCGGCGCGUCUUCCGUCUUCCUCGCCUCGCUUCUGCUGCUCCUCCUCGCCGCCGGCGCGGGGGCCCAGAGGAGUUUGGAAUUCUACGACCUGCUGCCGGAAGACCCGAAGCUCUACGAUAAGAUGCGGCCGCCGAAAAAGGACGGACAGGCGACGGUGGUGUACUUUCACGUGACCGUGAUGGGUCUGGACUCCAUCGAUGAGACCUCUAUGACUUACGCGGCGGACAUCUUCUUCGCGCAAACGUGGAAGGACAACAGACUGAGGCUGCCCGAGAACAUGACCUCCGAAUACAGGUUACUGGAGGUGGACUGGCUGAAGAACAUGUGGAGGCCGGACUCCUUCUUCAAGAACGCCAAGUCCGUGACGUUCCAGACGAUGACGAUACCCAACCAUUACUUGUGGCUCUACAAGGACAAGACCAUCCUGUACAUGGUGAAGCUAACCCUGAAGCUGUCCUGCGCCAUGAAUUUCCUGAUCUAUCCCCACGACACCCAGGAGUGCAAGCUGCAGAUGGAGAGCCUGUCGCACACGACGGAUGAAAUGAUCUUCCAGUGGGACCCCGACGUGCCUCUCGUCGUCGACGAGAACAUCGAGCUGCCCCAGUUGCAGCUCGUCAAGAAUUACACGGCCGAUUGCACGCAGGUCUACUCCACGGGUAACUUUACCUGUCUGGAGGUCAUCUUCGUCCUGAAGCGCCGACUCGGCUACUACCUCUUCCACACUUACGUGCCCACGUGUCUGAUCGUCAUCAUGUCGUGGGUGUCCUUCUGGAUAAAACCGGAAGCGGCGCCAGCCAGGGUGACGCUGGGGGUGACGUCGCUUCUGACACUGUCGACGCAGCAUGCGAAGAGCCAGGCGUCCCUGCCGCCGGUCUCCUACUUGAAGGCGGUGGACGCCUUCAUGUCGGUCUGCACGGUCUUCGUCUUCAUGGCCCUGAUGGAGUACUGCCUGGUGAACAUCGUCCUCGGGGACUCGGACGCGCCCCCUGCCAAGCCACCCCCGCCGCCCCCGGCACCCGCCACCGCCGGCGGCCCCCCGGAUGGCAACAAGCUCGACAAGAUCUUCGACAUCGCCACCAAGAAGUCGACUUCCGGUCCGCCUCCCGGCCCGACGCCGGCGCAGCGCGCGAGGAUGCGCGCUCUCAACAUCGACCGGGUGUCGCGCGUCUUCUUCCCGUUUCUCUUCACCCUGCUGAACGUCACCUACUGGAUCAUGUUCGCCGAGUACAUCUAG